AUGUUUAAUGGCUUCUCUUCGUUCAGACAAGACUUGUCCUCCAUCAAGGGGCCUACAGCAACGACAACGACAGCCACGCCAGAGGGAGGAGAUUAUAACCUCUACGUGAGUGCUCAAAGAUUUCCGAUACAAUCUAAUGGUGGAAUGAAACCCUUAGAAGUGAAUACAAAAAAGAAGCCACAAGGAACAACAAUGAUUAAAGGAAAGUCAAUAGUUGAUUCGAGGCAGGGAUAUUAUAUUUCUCAGGAUUUUGAUACAGGGAGUGUAAUUUAUGAUAAUGCUCCUUCGGUGGCUUCAUCCGUUGAUAAUGCAAUGACUAAAUCAACUUCAUCAUCUAUUGGAGAAGUAAUGUAUCCCGAACAUUUGAUGCAAUCAUCAUAUCAACCUUCUCCAACAAAUUCCUAUCAACAAUCAAUUCAAGGAUCAUUUCAACAGCCUUCAUCAUUAAGUCCAACUGGGUAUCAAAAUUACCAAACACAAUCAACAGAAUACAAAUCGCCAAGAAAGAAGAAUGUUGAUGAAAUUACAAUCCACGUUCAUGAUGAUGCCAACAAAGUGAAUAAGGAUUUUGUGUGCAAUAGAGAUUUAUUAAUGAAUGAAAUGAAAUACUUUAAAUAUUAUUUAUUGCAACCAAAAGCAAAGAAUGAGGAAAUUGAUAUUUCAGUCCACUGUGAUGUAAAUAUUUUUCAAUGGUUGAUGGAUUACAUUAAGAAGGAUCCACUCUCCGCGCCAAAGUUAGAAGUGAACUGGGCUAUUUCAAUUUUAAUAUCGUCUCAUUUCCUUGAAAUGGAUUCUCUGGUUGAGAGAACUUUAGAUUAUGUUCGAGAUCACAUUGACAGUAUACUUAAACUUCCAAUUGAUUUGGAUUGUAUUCAGCAUGAUCUAUUGGAAAGAUUAUCUUUACGAUUCAAGGAUUACGAAUUGGACGAUGUUAAGGAUAAGAAGGAUAAAAUAUUAAGCAAACUAUUUAUGAAAAAAUUGGAAGAUUUAUUGGAAGAUGAGGAGUUUACAAUAUACAAAUGUCAACAUUGCCAAACAAUGUUUACCAAAUCACAAUAUGAAUGGAUGGUGUGCAAUAGUGAGAAGGCAAAAAUUCAGGUAGAUUUUCAUGGUAGAGCAAUUUCCAGACACACUGUGGACAAGAUAUGGAAUAUUGACGGAUAUUUGUACAAGUUGAAAAAAUCAGGAAUGAGCUGGAGAGAUAUUUAUUGGAGAUGUUGGAGUUUAGUCCAUUCAUACUUUUGCUCUAAAUGUAGACAAAAUUUUGUUGCUGCUGAAUAUGGCCACUGUACCUAUCACAAAAAAGAAGCAAGGUUCGAUAAGGGAACGAUAGUAGGAGAGCAUCCAUGUUGUGGAGCUAAGGCGUUGAAAUUUAAUAGUGGCAUUCUUGUUCAAAAAGGUUGUUGUUCAAAGAACCAUACCAUUGUAGAAUAUCAAGAUCAAGAUCUUGCUGUUGUAGACAAAUCACUUAAUGCCCUAUUUUCAAAACAUGCUGAUGUUCUAAUACCAUUCAUUGGUGUUGGAGACUCUGAAUCAUCUCAAAAAACCGAAGUGGAAGAUGAGGUGGAUGAUAUUGAACUGCUAAAACUUAAAAUUAGGAAAGAAGAGACCGAAGAUGAAGACGAGGAUGAAAGAGAAGAUUCUAUUGAUCUAUUCACAGAAAGAUCAUGUAAAUAUAAAAUAUUCGACGACUUUAAUGGAGGAAAUAGAACUGCAUUGGAAAAGUCUGAACCCACCGAAGAGAAAAAGAAGGUCAAUUCCAAAAGAUUUCACAGUAUGGAUAUUCAAAGAAAUAUCGAUAGAGAAAAUAUUGACGACAUUAUAAAAACCCUAAGGAAGUGCAGAAAAAGAGCUGAGGAACCUCAAUCGAGCUCAAAACCAAAGCAAACACCGAAAAAGAAAGCUCCUGCAAAAUCAGCUACACCUCUCAGAGGUAAAAAACCUCCAACAACCAGUACUACUGUCAAGAGAAAAUAA
This is a messenger RNA of Naegleria gruberi, 1977 nucleotides long. RefSeq lists its product as uncharacterized. The coding region runs from base 1 to 1977 and encodes 658 amino acids. NCBI's taxonomy places the organism in Eukaryota, Heterolobosea, Eutetramitea, Acrasida, Naegleriidae. The record is from RefSeq and is a predicted model, not a curated record. The transcript has 2 exons.